Messenger RNA from Funneliformis geosporum, 1332 nucleotides. The record is from the annotation of a GenBank genome assembly. Lineage: Eukaryota; Fungi; Glomeromycota; Glomeromycetes; Glomerales; Glomeraceae.
AUGACGCCUAAUCUUUGGAAAUUUACACAAGAAUUAGCUAGUUUAAGCAGAAUCAACGAUAUAGACAAGGAAAAAAUCAAGUGUGUUUCAAUACAUGCGAUUACAAAUGCUGCUUUAGAACAAUUUAUCUCGCCAAAACUAAAAGAUUAUGGCCCAAAAAAUAAAAUGUCUGAUUCUGAUAAAUUUGAUGGCUUAGAAACAAGGAAACAUUUAUUAGUAAAAGAUGAAGAAUUUAUAUCAAUUAAGAGACGUCAAAUGGAUAUGAAAUCGCCUAAUGUUGAAUGGAUCAUUGACGACAUAAACAUAAGUGAAUCAUUUUUCAGUUUAAAAGAACAUGCUAUUUCUAUGGCGAAUGAACAUAAACUUACUUAUUCAAAUCAUCCGGGUGAAAUGCUGGCAUUGAAUUCCAUACUUCUUUUGGAAGAGAAUUCUAUUCGCGCACAAUUGAAUAUACCUUCAGAUAUUCGGAGAAAGGUCUUCAAACAAAUGAAGGAUAUGUACCCAAAACAAGAUUUACCAAAUGUAGUUAAUGAAUUUUGUCGUCGGUGCGCGAAGAUUGCAAGAGAAAAUUCUCGAAUUAAUUUAGAAGAUUCUAUUGAAGAUGUUUAUGACGAUUUGAAGAAAAAUUCGACUGAUAAACAUUUGCUCAGGACAUGCCAGAAAGUUUGGGGACAUAUUGUUGAAAAUUGGCGUACAUCUUUUGAUGAUCCAUUAACAAUUGAUACUUAUGUGCACCAUCUGAUGCACUUUAUUUUGCGACCUUUUUUUCCAGAUGAGCUAGGAAGAACAGUUAAUUGGGCUAAUAAGAUGUCAUUAGCAAGUGCAGCUAGGAAAAUAGAUUCCGAUGGUGAAGGUCAUCGACCCGAUUUCAUGUUCACUAUCGAUCUUAAUGGAUAUACCAAAUUUGAAAUCGUGUUUGGUCUUUUCAAAUCACCCAUCAAAGCCAAUUCACAAUUGAUAAAUGUCGACUUGGUUGAUUUGGGAGUUCUUAUGAAAGACUCACUUGAUAAUAUCUAUAAUAAAGGAGUUGAAUUGGAAAUGGUCGUCUUUGGAAUUCACUCAUUUGGGUAUAAUAUUAGAAUUUAUGCAAUGGAUCUGUCGUAUGAUGGCAUAUACAGGAUGUUUUUGUUAGGAGAAUAUGAAUUACCAAGGAGCAAUAUUAGUCUUGGUUUGGUAGAAUUUGUUUUAUAUGAAAUUGUAAACUUAAAGAGAUUGAUAGGAGAAUUUAUUGAGAAACUUCCGCUCUAUAGAUUGACCAAUACUAAUAAUAAUGAGAAAACUCCAACAGGUAAGAUUAUGAUGAUUAGGAAAACUUUGGCAACUCCAAAAAAG